Molecule: messenger RNA, 1452 nt
Organism: Talaromyces atroroseus
Lineage: Eukaryota; Fungi; Ascomycota; Eurotiomycetes; Eurotiales; Trichocomaceae
Exons: 4
Coding region: 1-1452 (483 amino acids)
Biological process (GO): peptidyl-lysine monomethylation
Cellular component (GO): nucleus
Molecular function (GO): protein binding; protein-lysine N-methyltransferase activity
Source: RefSeq, a predicted model, not a curated record
AUGUCUAACACUGACCAUUUCCCCGACGCUGCCGACUUCCAGCGCCAGAGCGAUGAUUUCACACAGUGGCUUUCACAGCAACCAGGCGUGACAAUAAGUCCCAGUAUCCAAAUUCGUGAUCUCCGGCAUCAGGGUUCUGGGAGAGGUGUUGUCGCCAGCUGCGAUAUCCCAGAGGGAGAAGACUUAUUCUCUCUCCCACGCCAUUUUAUACUGAUGGUGGAAAAUUCUCAGUUGAAUGAUAUUCUCCCUGAAGAGUUAAAAGAUCUAGGGCCCUGGUUGUCUCUUGUCGUCGUGAUGAUCUACGAGUACUCGCUCGGUGACCGAUCUAGCUGGAAACAAUAUUUCCAAGUCCUUCCGUCGAAAUUCGAUACGUUAAUGUUCUGGUCUGAUGAGGAGCUCUCCGAACUGCAAGCCAGUGCUGUCACCGAGAAAAUUGGAAGACAAGGUGCAGAACAAGACAUCCUCAAGAUUAUCCUACCCCUCGUCCAGGCCCACCCCGAUCUCUUCCCUCCGAUCUACGGUGUACCGUCCUAUGAUACCGAUGGAGGCGCGCAAGUUCUGCUAGAAUUGGCGCAUCGCAUGAGCUCUCUGAUCAUGGCAUAUGCUUUUGAUAUUGAAAACAGCGAAGACGCAGAGAGUGACGGGGAAGAUGGAUUUCUCACAGACGAUGAGGAACAGCUGCCAAAGGGCAUGGUCCCAUUAGCCGACCUGCUUAAUGCGGAUGCUGAUAGGAACAAUGCUCGUCUCUUCCAAGAAGAGGGCGCACUUGUCAUGAGGUCUAUCAAACCCAUCAAAGCAGGAGACGAGCUUUUCAAUGACUAUGGCGAACUGCCGCGCUCAGAUCUUCUCCGAAGGUAUGGCUAUGUUACAGAUAACUAUGCCCAAUAUGAUGUCGUUGAGCUGCCUUUGACUGGCAUUUGCCAUGCUGCUGGCUUCGAUAAUAUAGAAAAGCAAGCAUACCCCCAGCUUCAACUUCUUGAUGAACUUGAAAUCCUCGAGGAUGGCUACUGUAUUCUACGGCCAUCGCCAGAAGAUUCCGUGGUCGACAUACUACCAGACGAACUUCUCGCUCUUGUGAAAAUUCUGUCUCUCGGACCCGAAGACUUGCAAAAAUGUCAAUCCAAGAAGAGGCCACCCAAGCCUUCUCUGACAGCCCAUGAAGCUCGCAUAUUGCUCGACGCAAUGACCUUCAAAUUAUCUCAAUAUGGGACAACAGUCGAACAGGAUAAAGCAACACUACAGGGAUUCUCCUCGUCGGUGGCUACCUUGUCAACUAGCCAACGCCGUCACAAGAUGGCUAUUGAAGUUCGUGUCGGGGAGAAACAAAUAUUACAGCAAGUCUCUUUAAUGCUCCAAGAUUUUCUUACUUCUGAAGAAAAGGAUAAUGGAAAGCGUUCUGCAGAGGACGGAUCUCAGCAGCAUCAAAAGAAAGCAAAGCUUGGGCGUCAUUGA